This is a messenger RNA of Fonsecaea pedrosoi CBS 271.37, 837 nucleotides long. RefSeq lists its product as uncharacterized. The record is from RefSeq and is a predicted model, not a curated record. The transcript is spliced from 4 exons. Bases 1 to 837 code for a protein of 278 amino acids. NCBI's taxonomy places the organism in Eukaryota, Fungi, Ascomycota, Eurotiomycetes, Chaetothyriales, Herpotrichiellaceae. Gene Ontology annotation, biological process: mycotoxin biosynthetic process.
AUGGAAACCACUCGACUGAUUGACGAGGAAGUCUCGGGGAAGAGUUGGCUUGCCUCCUCCUGGCACCCGGGGAAAACAGCCGUUGCUGCAGGAGACGACAGAGGAGGGUAUCGCUACCGCACUCGACGCGAGUUCUGGCUUCUUCAUGGCUGCCUCCUGCUGCUGUCAUCGAUGCUGGCCGUCGUUGGCAUCUCGAGCCUCGUCAUAUCUGAGCCACGUCGUGCCCCCGAAGUCAUGUGGUCGCCCAUCCUCGAUGCUGUGUCCGUUCAAAAGACCCGGUUCAACGAGACGUUCAUGUACCCGACAAAGUUCGCGUCCAAGUUCUCCAAUGGUCUUGCGUCCGAGGACGAGUGGCGCAGAUGGACGGCAAAUCCGAUGUUGGAUGGGCGUGACGGAACUAUCGCCGUGUCGGCCGAAGUGGUCGAGAGAAUCGCUCCAAUGUACACUUCGCAGUGGAAAGACUCGUUGAUCCAGCUGUCCCAUGGAGGUGAGACUCGGUAUAUGGGGCAAAUUGCCAUGUUUCAUCAUUUGCACUGUCUGAAUAUUCUCCGGCACGCAGUGCAUCCAGAACUGUACGGAGCCGCACCUGGAGGUGGCCACCUUGACCACUGUAUAGAGAGCCUGCGAGAGGUCCUCAUGUGCAAUCCAGGAGGCACCGAGGUGAUUUUGUUCCAUUGGAUGGAAGAUUCGGAGAAGCCAUAUCCAGACUAUAACACUUUCCAUCAGUGUAGAGAUCCAGGCGCGGUUUUAGAUUGGGCUCUGGAACAUGCAGUCAAAAUCAGGGGACCUCUGACUAAACCCAGCGGCGUCUUUGCGAUGCAGGAUCCCCCAUACUGA